This is a messenger RNA of Parus major (Great Tit), 6980 nucleotides long. RefSeq names its product early endosome antigen 1 (gene EEA1). The record is from RefSeq and is a predicted model, not a curated record. Gene Ontology annotation, molecular function: metal ion binding; 1-phosphatidylinositol binding. Gene Ontology annotation, cellular component: early endosome. Lineage: Eukaryota; Metazoa; Chordata; Aves; Passeriformes; Paridae. The transcript has 30 exons. Bases 98 to 4450 code for a protein of 1450 amino acids. Gene Ontology annotation, biological process: endocytosis.
ACCGGGCUCCUGCGGGGCGGGGGCGGCGCUGCGCGGGGCCCCGCGGCUUCCCUUCGGCCUGGCCGCGGCCUCCCGGCGGCAUCCGCGCUCUACCACCAUGUUCAGGCGGAUUCUGCAGCGGACUCCAGGUAGAGGUGGGUCUCAGAGUUCGGAUUCGGAUUCAUCUGCCACACCUGGAAAUGCCGUGGACGUGAACAACGAAGGCUCUUCAGAGGGCUUCAUCUGUCCAUUGUGUAUGAAAGUGUGUGUAACUCCUACUGAUCUGUCUGAACAUUACCAGAGUGAGCACCCUGGGAUAGAAGGAAGACAGGAGCUUCGUGACCUCCCAGCUAUUAGUGGCUUUAUUUGUCCUCUCUGUAUGAAGUCUCAUGGAUCAGCAGAGGAGCUGUUCAAGCACUAUGAAGCAGUUCACAAUUCUGGCAUUGAUUCAACUCGUGGAGGGGAAGGUCAUCUGUCACUGGAAAGAGAUGAAGUAUCACUGCUCCGACAAGAAGUCCAAGACUUGCAAGCUUCGCUGAAGGAGGAGAGAUGGUAUUCAGAAGAGCUGAAGAAAGAACUAGAGAAAUUGCAGGGGCAGCGGCAGCAAGAUUCUAAAUCUGAUGGAUUGACAACAGCUACGUCUACAGAAUCAUUAGAACGGCAACUAGAAGAGAUCCAAGUAGAAAAUUUUAACAUUAAGCAAAUGAAAGACUUAUUUGAGCAAAAAGCAGCACAACUGGCCACUGAAAUUGUGGAUCUUAAAUCAAAGUAUGAUGAAGAAAUCAGCCUUCGGGAAGGUGCAGAACAGAAAGUGACAAACCUGAGACAAGAACUGCAGAAAGAGAGAAGUACAGUAGAAGACUUAAAGACAGAGCUGCUACAAAGGCCUGGUGUGGAAGAUGUGGCUGUCCUGAAAAAGGAGCUGGUCCAAGUUCAAACACUGAUGGAUAAAAUGACUCUGGAACGUGAAAGAGAAUCUGAAAAGCUGAAAGAUGAGUGCAAGCACUUGCAGGCAGAGCAGGCUAACUCUGAGGCUACCAUUAACCAGUUAAGAGCUGAACUUGCCAAAGGACCUCAGGAAGUAGCUGUGUAUGUUCAGGAGCUGCAAAAACUUCAAAGUUCAGUCAAAGAGCUAGAACAGAAGAAUCAGAGUCUGACUGAGAAGCUGCUGAAGAAAGAACAGGACUACACCCAGCUGGAAGAAAAACACAAUGAGGUAUCUGUGAGUAAAAAGAAUGUGCAGGCAAGUUUUCACCAGAAGGACCUGGACUGCCAACAGCUUCAGGCAAAGCUGUCUGUGUCUGAAGCCUCAAUACAGAGAUUACAGACAGAGCUAGGUGAGAAGGCAGAAGCAAGCCAGAAACUUAAAGAAGAGUUAUCCGAAGUAGAGACCAAGUACCAGCAUCUCAAGGCGGAAUGUAAACAGCUCCAGCAGCAGAAGGAGGAAAAAGAGCAGCAUGGCCUGCAGCUCCAAAGUGAGCUCAGUCAGCUGCACAGUAAACUCCUAGAAACAGAGCGCCAGUUAGGGGAAGCGCAUGGGCGGCUCAAGGAACAGAGGCAGCUGUCCAGUGAGAAGCUGAUGGACAAAGAGCAGCAGGUGGCUGACCUACAAUUAAAACUUUCUCGUGCUGAAGAGCAGCUAAAGGAAAAAGCAGCAAAUUCCACAGAAUUGCAACAUCAAUUGGAAAAGGCAAAGCAGCAGCACCAGGAGCAGCAGACACUUCAGCAAAAUACGACAGCAAAACUACGAGAAGCCCAGAAUGAUCUGGAGCAAGUACUACGACAAAUUGGAGAUAAGGACCAAAAAAUUCAAAAUCUUGAGGCUUUGCUUCAAAAAAGUAAGGACAACAUCUCUCUGCUAGAAAAGGAAAGGGAGGACUUAUAUGCAAAGAUUCAAGCUGGUGAAGGAGAAACUGCAGUUCUUAACCAGCUACAAGAGAAAAACCAUGCAUUACAAAUACAGGUAACUCAGCUGACAGAGAAGCUGAAGAAUCAAUCAGAAAGUCAUAAACAAGCCCAAGAGAAUUUGCAUGAACAAGUGCAGGAACAAAAGGCACACCUAAGAGCUGCUCAAGAUCGUGUGCUUUCCCUGGAAACAAAUAUCACUGAACUAACCAGUCAGUUAAAUGAAAGUAAAGAAAAAGUGUCACAACUUGAUGUGCAGGUAAAAGCAAAGACUGAAUUGCUACUUUCAGCAGAAGCGUCAAAAGCUGCUCAGAGGGCGGAUCUACAGAACCAUCUGGACACUGCCCAGAAUGCACUUCAAGAUAAACAACAGGAGUUAAAUAAGGUCAGUGCUCAGCUGGAUCAGGUUACAGCUAAGCUGAAUGACAAGCAGGAAUACUGUACUCAGCUGGAAGCCAGUCUUAAAGAGUACAAAGAAAAAUGCCUUUCUUUAGAACAGAAAACUGAAGAACUGGAGGCUCAGCUUAAGAAACUUGAAGGUGACAUUCUUGAUGCUAGAGCAAGUAAAGACCAAGCCCUUCAGGAGUUACAGCAACAGCAACAUCAGUCUAAAGAAUUAGACCUCCGGACAGCAGAACUGAAUAAGCAACUUGAAGAAGCAAGAGAAGCGAUGUCUAAUGCUCAGUUGAAUUUGCAGAAGAAAUCUGAGGCUCUUGACCAAGCAAACCAACAAAUUUCAAAGCAGGAGGCAGAAAAGGCCAGUCUCAAACAGAACCUUGAGAAAUCAAAUCAAGAUGCAAGUAAACAGCUCAAGGAACUUGAUUGUAAAAUGCAAGCAGCCACAUCAGAGCUGCAACAAGUGAAAUUAGAGAAGGACGCUCUAUUAAAGGACCUUGCAGAUACCAAAGAUAAGCUCUCAAAAAGCUCUGAAUCCUUCAAAAAAAGAAAGGAGGAAUUAGAAAAAGAAAUUAAAAAAGGAAAAGCAGCUAUGGCAGAAAUGGAAAAAUCUUGCCAAGAAUUAAAACACCAGCUUCAGAUACAAACAGAGUCUGUAGCUAAAGAGAGGAAUGAAUUGAAAAAUUCACUGGAGAAAAAGGAGGGGAUUUCUAAGCAGUUGUCUAUAGACCUUGAUUCAGCAAGAGCACAAGUACUGGAAAUCCAGGGUCUUCUGAAGGAAAAAGAAAAAAGUGAGCAACAUCUCCAGGGAAAGCUGAGAGAGUUAAAGGAAUCUUUUGAGCAGAAGAAAAAACAUAGUGAGACACUGCAAGCUGAAUUAAAAACUGCCCUUUUAGAAAAGGCAGAGCUGGAGAAUAAACUACAACAACAGUCUAUUUUGUCAGCACAGGAGCUUAAAGCAGAGAAGGGCAAGCUAGCAGACUUACAGAAGGCCCAUGAUAAACAUAAAGAAAACAUGGAGAAGCUGCAGCUGGAUCUUUAUGGGAAAGAGUCUGAGCUGCUGGCAACCAGGCAAGACCUCAAGUCCACAGAAGAAAAACUUGCUCUAGCUCAAGAAGAAUUAGUUUCCAGCAGGAAUCGAAUUGCUAGCAAUAAUCAACAGAUUCAGGAACUGAAGAAAGCUAAGUCUACACUGGAGCAGGAUGCAUCAAAGAAAGAACAGCAGCUGGGUGAGAAGACCAAAAUGCUACAAGAUCUUCAGAAUGACAGGAUUUUGAAAGACAAAGAUUUGGCUAAUGAAAAAUGUAAAACGGCAGAGCUCCAGGAAAUAAGGAGUAGGCUUGAAAAAGAAGGUGCCAAGCUGGGUGAAGAGCUUAGAGUCUGCAAGCAAGAAUUUGAGAAGGAGGUGACAAAUCUCAAGGAUGCAAACCAACUAUUGAUUCAACAGAAAUUAGAACUGCAGAGCAAAAUAGAUAAUGCGAAUUCAACUCUGGAACAGGAGAAACAAAAACAUCAAGCUAUCAAAGAUCAGCUGAAAAAAAGAGAAGAGGAGCUGAAGAAAGAAUGUGGUGAAAUUGAAGCCAAACUGCACGCAGAGAAAAAAGACAAAGAAGAGGAAAAACGGAAACAUGAGGAAAAGGAGACUAAGCUCACCAUGCAGGUCACAGCCCUGAAUGAAAACCUGGCUACCAUGAAGAAAGAGUGGCAAAGCAGUCAAAGACGAGUGAGCGAGCUGGAGAAACAGACAGAUGAUUUACGUGGGGACAAUGCUGUCUUGGAAGCAACAGUUCAGAAUAAUCAGGAUGAGAGAAGAGCAUUGCUGGAGAGGUGUAUAAAAAGUGAGGGAGAAAUUGAAAAGCUUCAAGCCAAACUUGUAGAAAUGAAGAAAAAGCUGGACAAUACAACCGCUGCCAUGCAGGAACUUGGCCGAGAAAACCAGUCAUUGCAGAUCAAACACACACAAGCUCUCAACAGGAAGUGGGCAGAAGACAAUGAGGUGCAGAAUUGUAUGGCCUGUGGAAAAGGGUUUUCUGUGACAGUAAGAAGGCAUCACUGUAGACAGUGUGGAAAUAUCUUUUGUGCCGAGUGCUCAGCAAAGAAUGCCUUAACUCCUUCUUCCAAGAAGCCUGUCCGAGUGUGUGAUACUUGCUUUAAUGACUUGCAAGGAUAACUGGCUAUCGUGAGUGACAAAGAAAUGUUACACUAAAAUUUACUAUUUCUGUUGAUGCACUUCAUUCAGCACUCAGACUACUAUUCAGUUUGGACAAUGAUUGUAACACUUGGCAAAAUCUAGUAUAUUUUAAAAUGUUUAUUGAAACCAAGCAAAACUAUUGUAUUUUUUUGUGAGACAUGGGCUCAGAUCAUCCAUAGCUUACUAACAUUAAUCAUGGAAAGAGCUUUUAUGUCUAGAUUAGAGAUAUCCAGUUAUUUGUAAAUAAAGUUUAAACAGAGGAGUAACAAGGUAUUUUUUUAUCUUUUAUUUUUUUGUUCAAGAGAAACAGCAUUUAUGUGAUAUUGAAGUUUAUUCUUGUUUCCUUCAAAGAAAAAGGAAGAUGCAAAAACUUGUGAGGAUUUUAUGUACCGAAUGUUGCUGUAAAAACAUAACUAAUUGUUGCAUUUGAUUGCAUAUCUGAUGGUCUUUAUAAGCCAUUUUGGUUUCUUUUUCUAUCUCUCUUGUUCUUGCAUUUUUCUCUCUAAAGUUUGAACUCCACAGUGAGGGUAACAACUGGACUCAACUCAGUUUUAUUUGCCCACUUGUAGUGUCAGCAGGCAAGUCCUUAUCCAAUACAGCACUGGGGUGCUGGAACAUCUUUACACAUAUGGUAUUGCACAGUUGGUGUGUGAGUGCAUCUGUCUCUCUGAGAGAGUAUGUGUGAUCAAAUGAGGAGACAAAGUUUAUCUGGCAUUGUAGCAAUAUUAUAUGAUACAUUACAAUAUUUCAUCCCACAGUGAUCUAUUUCACUUUUACUAAUUGGUUGACACAUUUUAAUAUUCGAGGCACCCUUACAUGUGGGUUUUAAAAGGCAAACAAUGCUGGUAGAAGCCCGUAGCACAUCUCUGCCCCUGCCCGUAUCCUGGGAAGCACUGGGAGAUCACUGCUGUUCUAAGGGAAAUUCAGACCUUCAAGCCAGGUAUCCAAUUAAGAAAAAGUAUUUUUUGAGACAGCUAUAGUUUUUCUGGCCUUUUUUUUUUGUCCCUUCCUUCAGCUUUUGGUGGAAGAAGCUGAACUCCUGCUACACCUUACAAACCUCACUUCUCCAUUACUCCAUCUGACCCUCCAUUGCUCUGAAGUGUUCUGUUAGUUAUGUGAUUUAGUCUGCUUAGAAUGGAAGACUAUCUUUGUUAUAAGCCAAACAGCUCUAACUAAGAGGCCAAUAUAUUACUAUAAAUAUUUAUUCAUAUUUUCUGUACUGGGAAAGAAAGUUUCUUAUACAGUUCAUGUAGGCUCCAGACUUCUUUUUUUGUUGUGAUUUUGUUUGCACCUCUCCAUUUUUGCUGGCCUUUCUCUAACUUUUCUUCCCUUUGUAUCUGGUAUUUCAAAAACCUUAAGAUUAUUUCUUCUAAGCAGGAGUUAUGCCUUCCAAUAUUUAGGAUUUUUUUUGUCUUAAACACCCUAAUAAAUUCUCCACCCCUAAAAUGCUUCAGUAUCUUUCCAAAUUUUGCCAGCUGUUCAGAGAAAAAGGUUGUGUCCUGAAUUCCUUUACUUCUUUCCUGAGACAAGGAAUCAAAUUCUGUCACAAUAUGGUAGCUUAGUCAUCAUUAGGAAGAUUUGUUUGCUUUUAUCUAGUUACAGCUCUAUAUGUGAAUGAAGAAUUGUCUCCUUUAUAAAAAUGUCUUGUCUUGAUUAACUGUCAAGUGAAAAAACUUCAUCCUUCUACUCCAGAAGUAGUGAUGUAUAUGUUUCAUAUUCUCUUUUAACUUACCCAGGAAGUUCUACAUUUGCAUUGUCAAGGAGUUUUCUUAAAAUUCAGUUCUUAUUUCCCAAAAGCCAACUAAAUGAUUUAACUUGUUCUUGUCACUGUAAAAGGCUUUGGGCUACAAAUGUGGUUCAUACAAAGCACUGACCUGCUUUUCUGGUUUGAACUUGAGAGUUGUUUUUGGAUUUUUUUUUUUGAGAAAGCAACUGCUGCAACAAUUCCAUAUGAACAGAGCCUCUGGACUCCCUGUUUCUCCUCAUCACUGUAACUGUUUGGCAUGAGAAUAUUUUGAAUAGAAAAUAUGAUCAGAAUCACUCUGCCUCUGGGAUUUUUUUUAUCUUUUUGUUUGUUUACUGAGAGAAACCAAAAAAUUUGCUUUAGAGUCUUUCUAUGUCUGACUUGAGAAAUGUGGGAAAACUAGAGCUGUGACAGUCGUGCUCCAGCCUAGAUGCAUUCCAUCCUUUUCUGUAAUGCACAAGAGCCUUGUGCUGUUCUUAGAGUGAAUGAAAACCACAUAGAACAGGAGGGAUUUUUGUGUGGGGAGAAACUUCCCACAGCUGCCUAAGCUCAAAACACAUGAGGCAGAGGAAGAUGGACAUCUUUCAGGCGAGCUAGGAAAGUGGUUAGAAGAUUCAGUUGUGUUUAGGCCUUUUGGUUGGGAAUAUGUGAAAGCUCAGGAGAGACUUCUGCAUGGUAGAAGCUCUGGAAGGGUUGUUCUUAAUUCAGCCUUUUGGGAUGCUGCUGUGUAAAGACAAGCAGAGUCACUUUUUUUUAGCAGGCUGC